AAUGUUGUUCCCGAAAAGUUACGCGAGAGCUGACGAGUUCUGAUUGUUUACUGUACCCGGCAGAAAAAUAGUCAACGUUUUUACAUUAUUUUAUAAUAUAUACCAAAACUUAUAGAAUAUAACGAUGGAUAACGAAAGCAUUCCCUCUCAAGCACAUUCGUCGAUGGAAGGAAAUAAAAGAACAAUGGAUAAUAAGUACAGUGCAAAUAGUCAUCAGCAGAAGAAAAUAAAACUUAAUUCAAGGGGUCAAGUGCGUCCGCGCAUAUACAAUACUUCAUCAACUGCAUAUUUGGAUUGUCUUGCAGAAAACACACUUCGUACUGAUGAUGCUAACAGAUCAAAUGACCUUCAAGUCAACAUUGAAACUGAAGGGGAUCAGAGAAUUAUUGAGCCUGACGAGUCUGCAGAAGCAGAACACAAUUAUGAUCCAGUAAGAGAUGGGAGAAAUGAAGUCACAGCAGAUAGUGAGGAAACUGAGGAAGAGAAUUCUGUCCUUGCAGAUGAACAUGAAGAUGAAUUUCAUUGGGGAUUCCUUGGUGAAUUAUCUAAAACCUUCAUUUAUCCUGGUCAUUCUUUGACCAUAUUGAACAGUGUCAUGUUGAUAUGGAUAUAUUCAUUAAUACACGGUAUCACUGCUAGUCAGCUGGCUGAUUUAUUAGUGCUGAUUAAUGCUCACUGUUUACAGAAUAUUGCAGUAUUUGAAAGUGUUCAGAAAUUCAAAAAUGUUUGCCCAAAUGAAAUCACCUAUGAAAAAGAAUUACUUUUGUAAACACUGUUUGAUGAGUGUAGAAAUUGAAAUGAAAGUUUGUCCGAAUACAUUUUGUAAAAAAGACAUAUCAGAUGACAGUUCGAAGUCAUACUUUAUUGAAUUUCCAAUUGAGGACCAAAUUAAGUGUAUGUUUAAAAGGAAAAGUUUUAGAGAGAACUUAAAACACAGAUUUAGUAGAAAGAAGCAGCAGGAGAAUGCAUUUGAGGAUUUGUACGAUGGGUUUAUUUAUAAAAGUCUAUUACAACCUGAACAGCCUCUCUCUAAUUUAAAUAACCUUUCAUUUACUUGGAACACAGAUGGAGUACCAGUGUUCAAAAGUUCCAAAUACUCUAUUUGGCCGAUGUACUUAAUGAUAAACGAAUUACCAUACAGUGCGCGAAAAGAGAAAACAAAUAUGCUGUUUUAUGGACUAUGGUUUGGGGACUUAAAACCAAGUAUUAAUUUGUUUUGCAAACCUCUACAAGAUAGUUUAAAAAAGUUAGAAACAGAUGGACUUGAUGUAAAGUUUGAAGGAAGGACUGAAAAUGUAAAAUGCUUCCUUCUUUGUGGAACUGCAGAUUUGCCAGCCCGAUCAACUGCACUUAAUAUGAUUCAGUUCAAUGGGAAAUAUAGUUGUUCGAGAUGUUUACAGGAAGGUGAAACCUUUAAAACUUCAGCACGUGGACACACUCAUAUAUUUCCUUAUUUAAAAGAUAAUCCAGUUGGGCCACCUAGAUCACAUAUAGAUACAAUUCAGCACGCAGUAGAAGCAACGGAAGGACCUAAUGAAUUUGUGAAAGGUAUUAGAGGACCAACCUUCCUGCUUGGAUUGAGUUAUUAUGACUUUGUAUUAUCAACAAGUAUUGACUAUAUGCACUGUGUUCUCUUAGGUAUUACCAAAAAACUUAUUUCUCUUUGGUUUUCUGUAGGUGACUCUUCAGAACUGUUUUCCUUAGUAAGCAAAGUUGGUUUUGUUGAUGAUUGUAUGUCAAAAAUAAAACCAACUUUUCACAUAAGUAGGAGACCCAGAAGUUUGGUCAGAAUUUUUAUCUUGAUAAUAUCUAGGUCAGGUUCAAAACUGGGUCACAUGAGCUCAAAAACUAGGUCACUAUGUCAAAUAAUAGAAAAAACAACGUCAUACUCAAAACUGGGUCAUGUGGGAAGAGGUGAGCGAUUCAGGACCAUCAUGGUCCUCUUGUUUUAUUCUGUACCAGUUCUGUCUACAAUAAUGGAGCCAUUAUACUUUUUUCAUUACUGUGCCUUUGUCCAGAGUAUUUGGUUGUUAUGUCAGGAUAGUGUUUCAAAUGCAGAUAUUGAUGUAAGUUAUUCACUUUUAAAUUAUUUUGUUUAUAUGCUUGAACCAUUGUAUGGUGCUAGAUAUUCUGGAUUGAAUGCACACAGUCUGCUUCAUCUACCAAAAUGUGUACAAGAUCUUGGACCAUUGUGGGUCUAUUCUUGCUUCCCCUUUGAAUCUUUGAAUGGUGACUUACUAAAACUUUUUCAUGGCACACAGCAUGUAGAUACACAGAUACUUAGUGCUGUAAAUAGUCAUCAGCUUGUGCCACAUCUUUUAGAGAAGUUAUCAGAUAAUGUUAAACAUAUUCCAUUUGUGAAGAAGUACCUAAACAAAAGUAAAAUUGCACUGGGUUUGAAGCUUGAUCAUAACAUCUAUUCUAUAGGUACAAAUGUAAAAUUCAAAUUGUCAGGAAGCCUGUUAAGAUUACUUACAAACUUUCUAAAGUUUAAACUACUGUGUUUGUCAUUUUUUAGUCUUUUGAAAGUAAGAAACAAUAUCAUUCAUUCAGAAUCAUACACAAGAGUUAAGGAGAGAAACUCAUUCACUGUUAAAUUCUUAGAUAGAAAUAACAUAAUUCAAUUUGGGUUUAUAAAAAUCUUUGUUGUGCACAGAUUUUCUGAGUGUGCUUGUAAUAAUGUUUGUGUUUGUGACAAACAGAUACUGGCCAUAAUUACAAAACUAAAAAAAGUAAAGGGUUCCAUUCUUGAUAAAAAUCAUGAAGAGUAUCCAGACUAUCUGAAUUUAAAUGUUGGUCAUAUACAUGUAAUGGAGACACCCAAAAACCUAGAGUCAGAAAUUAUUCAAGUUCAUAACAUUGUUUCCAUAUGUGUUGAUGUAUGUUUUUCAGAUAUUGAUUUUGUUUGUGAAUUUCCAAAUAUCACUGAGUGUGAUUAGUAAGGGAAUGUAGUCCAACAGUCAUCCACUCUUGUUUUAUCCUUAUUGAGAGUCUAUGCUGUACACAUAUAUUAAUUAUUUCAAAAUAAUGCUGUGGCUGAAAGUCAACUAACUGUUCAGACUGCACAUAAAUAUUUGGUACAUUUGUAUUAAGUUGAGAUUUUAACAUUAAUAAUGAUUAAUUAAUAAGUUAAAAGAUAGACAUGCCCCUUUUAGAAGUAAGUAGCAGAAAUUUUAGCAUGUCUGGAGAAAACUGGAGUUGCUGAAUUCACCCAGGCUUAUUAUCUAUUUUGGCAUUGUCUGCACAAUAGCAGCUUUAUUUAUGAUUUGAUUUUUACCAAACUGGCACACAUCUUGUAUCACCAUAAGAUCUUGGUUCCUUUCUUGAACUGGCCAGAUCCCAUUAUGGGUUCCAGAGUAAUGGUCCCUGAAAAGGCCAGAAUUAGCUAUUUUGACCUUGUCUGCACAAUAGCAGCUUCAUUUAUGAUUAUAUUUUAACCAAAAUUGCACACAACUUGUAUCACCAUAAGAUCUUGGUUCCUUUCUUGAACUGGCCAGAUCCCAUUAUGGGUUCCAGAGUUAUGGCCCCUAAAAGGGCCAAAAUCAGCUAUUUUGUCCUUGUCUGCAUAAUAGCAGCUUUAUUUAUGAUUUGAUUUUUACCAAACUGGCACACAACUUGUAUCACCAUAAGAUCUCGGUUCCUUUCUUGAACUGGUCAGAUCCCAUUAUGGAUUCCAGAGUUAUGGCCCCUGAAAGGGCCAAAAUCAGCUAUUUUGACCUUGUCUGCACGAUAGCAGCUUCAUUUAUGAUUUGAUUUUUACCAAACUGGCACACAACUUGUAUCACCAUAAGAUCUUGGUUCCUUUCUUGAACUGGUCAGAUCCAAUAUUGGGUUCCAGAGUUAUGGCCCCUGAAAGGGCCAGAAUUAGCUAUUUUGACCUUUUUUGUACAAUAGCAAUUUCAUUUAUGAUUUGAUUUUAACCAAACUUGCAAACAACUUGUAUCACUGCAAGAUCUUGGU
Mercenaria mercenaria is the source of this 3960-nucleotide messenger RNA. RefSeq lists its product as uncharacterized. The record is from RefSeq and is a predicted model, not a curated record. Bases 669 to 2939 code for a protein of 756 amino acids. Lineage: Eukaryota; Metazoa; Mollusca; Bivalvia; Venerida; Veneridae. The transcript has 4 exons.